GAUUGCGGCCAGGUUUAGUUACUUCCCCAUAUUUCAAUGGUUUGGUCCUUGUCUACAUCCGUAUCCGGUUUUCGUAAACAUGGCGUCGAUGAGCAAAGAAGAAUAUCUGAAACGCUAUUUAUCGGGUCCAAGCGAAGAAACGAAGAAGAAGAAGAAGAAAGCAAAAGUGAAAUCUAAGACCAGUAUCCGUAUUGUAGAUGAUGACGUAGACUGGCGUGCCAUUGCCCCAGAUGUGAAUGAUGAACCAGAGGCUUUGGAUAUAGAAGAGGAGAAACCAUCGGUUGCCGGGGUGAUUGAUGAGAGACCAGACGAGGAAGUACAGCUGGAGGCCUUCAGGCAGAGCGACAAGUGGAGGCUCAUGGGAAAAGAUAUAGAUAAAAACAAGUCUGGAAAAGGAGGGUUCCACAGUGUCAACAGUCCAAGCCAAUCACCAAGAAGAAGACACGAUUCUGACAGUGACCAAUCACCACCAAGGAGGCAGAGAAAUGGAUCAGACUCUGACCAAUCACCUCCCAGGAAAGGGAGACAGCAGUCAGAUAGUGACCAAUCACCACCCAGGAGAAAGAGACAUGACUCUGACCAAUCACCACCCAGAAGAAAGAGACAUGACUCUGACCAAUCACCUCCCAGGAAAAGAAAACCUAAUUCAGACAGUGACCAAUCCCCGCCAAGAAGGAAAAGACAUGAUUCUGACCAAUCACCACCCAGAAAAAGAGGGCGUGACCAUGGCACUAACCAAUCACCAAAGAGAAGAAGGCAUGAUUCAGAUGAUGAUCUGUCCCCACCCAGGAGAAGAGCUGAUGCCGAUGAAGACUUGUCUCCACCUAGAAGACGUCAGAGACACGACUCCGAUUCCGACCUGUCCCCUCCAAGGCCUUCCCGCGCAGACUCUGACCAGUCUCCACCCCGACAGAAACCCUCGGACGGAAGACGGAAGGACAAACAACAGAGGAAGUCUGACCAGUUAGAGAUGGGCACAGGUCUGAGUGGUAAGAGAGCUGGACUACAGGAUGCCCAGUCACUCAGGGAGGAGGCAAAGAUGAUCAAAGCCAAGGAGAAGGCGAUGUUCGACCGUAUGAAUGAGGAGGUUUCUGGUAAGAAUGCGGAGACCGUGUACCGUGAGAAGGGGCGUAAACGGGACCUGAAAGCGGAGAAGAUCAAACAGCGAGAAGAAGAAAACAAGGCACGGGAAGAACAGGAGAAAUAUAUGGAGUGGGGGAGAGGUGUUGCCCAGACCAAACAGCAGGAGGCAAACAUAGCAGACCAUCUGAAGGAGAUGGACAAGCCGCUGGCCCGUUACCGUGACGACAAUGACCUGGACCAGAUGUUGAAGGAACAGGACAGGGAGGGGGACCCCAUGUUAGCUUUCUUGAGUAAGAAGAAGAGUAAAGGCAAGGAUGGAAAAGAGCGCCCCAGGUACAGUGGCCCCGCCCCUCCCCCCAACAGGUUCAACCUCUGGCCUGGGUACAGGUGGGACGGAGUGGAUCGGUCCAACGGGUUUGAGAAACGAUUCUUCCAGGCACAGGCCAAUAAGAGAGCAGUAAAGGACGAGGCGUACAAAUGGAGCGUAGAAGACAUGUAGACAACGUUAACUUGAUACAAUAGAUAUGUUGUAGGGGUAGGUACCAGUACAGAAAAUUCAGGUACAGCUACGGUCCAGGUCUAGAGGAUCAGGUCCAGGUCUGGACAUGAACCUGGACCUGAUUCAGUAUGUAAAAUCUUGUGAAUGGACAAUACUCACAACAAUGGUCCUUCUCACAAAAAAGAAAUCUGUUCUGUGGAGUAUUCAACAUCCGCUGGUGUUUUAAAAUCCUACAAGGCUAACUGUCUCUGUACGAUUGACUGUAAAACGCUAACUGCGAAACAUGUGAAUGCCCAGAUCAAGUAAUUUGUACAUUUUCUCGUAAUAGGUCCAACAUUUGGUUCACCUGAUUGACUGUAAAACUUGGUAGAAAUGGUAGACUUUACUCUUCUUCACUCAUGUUAUUUUCUUCACCCCUAAUAUGUUAGUUACCCCAGAAAUUAAACAUAUCAUAAUUGACGUCACAAAGAUUUUAUACGCCUUUUCUGUACACAAAGUAAAGUUUGUACAAUGCAAGACCAUUUGACUACUUCUAGGCAAUGAAGUAACUUGAUGGAAAAAAGCCUAUUUACUUAUUGUGCACAGAAAUAGCAUACAAAAUAUCAAUAUCAAUUAAAGGUAAAAAAAGAAUUGUUCUGUUUGAUAUACCUCUGAAACAAUACAUUAGGACAAAUAACUGGUGUUAUAUGUGUGUUGUGCUAAAUUUGAAGAAAAAGCUAGAAUUUACAUAGUUUUACAGAAUAUUCUUUCGAGAGAGUCUCGCUUUGUUAUGAACAGUGUUGAUGUAUUUCUACUCUUUUCAAAACAUAAUUUUUUAGGCAGCAACUCAUAACUGAUGUUGUAGUGUGAAAAGUUUUACCAAAUACAGUACAUUUUGUUGAAGAGAUGGCAUACACUGUAAAGACAACUGACUCAGAAUAUGCACAGUUCUCUGUAGAUGUUUUUUUAUUGUAAAAACCAUUAAAGGCUGUGUAUUUGGUAACUGUC
Molecule: messenger RNA, 2569 nt
Organism: Branchiostoma floridae (Florida lancelet)
Lineage: Eukaryota; Metazoa; Chordata; Leptocardii; Amphioxiformes; Branchiostomatidae
Product: BUD13 homolog
Exons: 8
Coding region: 80-1582 (500 amino acids)
Biological process (GO): mRNA splicing, via spliceosome
Cellular component (GO): RES complex; U2-type spliceosomal complex
Molecular function (GO): RNA binding
Source: RefSeq, a predicted model, not a curated record